Hypoxylon trugodes is the source of this 2093-nucleotide messenger RNA. Its product is annotated as inositol polyphosphate multikinase. The transcript has 2 exons. Gene Ontology annotation, cellular component: cytoplasm; nucleus. The coding region runs from base 581 to 1831 and encodes 416 amino acids. Lineage: Eukaryota; Fungi; Ascomycota; Sordariomycetes; Xylariales; Hypoxylaceae. Gene Ontology annotation, biological process: phosphatidylinositol phosphate biosynthetic process; inositol phosphate biosynthetic process. Gene Ontology annotation, molecular function: inositol-1,4,5,6-tetrakisphosphate 3-kinase activity; inositol hexakisphosphate kinase activity. The record is from RefSeq and is a predicted model, not a curated record.
UAGGUACACAAUGAAGUACUUAAAUGAACAUGGAUAUAGCUGACGUGCGCAGGCGUAGGCGGGCUUCGUCGCUUCCAUCUGGGCACCUAAGUUUUAUUCAACUGUGGAUCUUAGUCGGAUACUAAUGUUCGAAGCUUCAAGGGUCCCGAACCUUGAGACAUGGAAAUUUCCAAUUCUGGUACUCGCACCUUAGAUCCUUCCACUCCUAUUGUUGCCUUGUCCCACCAUUGUGAUAUUAACCCUCCCUGAUUCCUCAAUGAAUCAACCUCUGACAACUCUAACAAUACCUCACACGUGGUCUAAAUGUUAUCAUGUAACAUAACCUCGACUCCUAUUAUUCGACAACAAUCAGUUCUUGUUCGCAAAACUUGAUUUCUUCAAACUAUUGUGUUGUGCAUUCGAUCAACCAUUCAUUCAUCAUCGAACUAAGCCCACAUGUCCACAUUCCAUCUUUGUCUUCCAUCUAUCAGUUAUUAAAUCCCCAGGACAGCCAAAGAACCUAUCACAUUUUAAAGCAUACAGAACAAAUAGACCAAUCAUCAAUCGCUCCCACCAACGUCGCCAUUAUUAGUCGACAAAAAUGUUAGUUUCUCGAGACACCGGCAAAAGUGCCGGUAGUAGAGAAAGAGGAAUGCCCAAACCGGACGAUCUAAAAGAUUAUAAUUACGCAGUUGCUGGACACGCUGGAACCAUGUGCGACGCAGACGGCGAAUUAUUUAUUAAGCCUUGCACGCAAUCCGAGGUCGAAUUUUACGAAUCGGCGCACGCGCAACACCCAGACUUCGCAGAGAUUAUGCCCCUAUACGUAGGAACUUUAUCACUAAACGAGGCCACCGACCAGGCUAUGAUACACGCGCAAAUACCCAACCUAGUCGAACAUGCAGAUAUCCCAUUUUCCGUUAAGGAGGAAAUCCAGUCCCAUCUACAUCUCGAUGACCGAUCGUCUAUAGCCGAAACGCCCGUCGAAAAAGAAAUCAUUUCCGACAAUGUCAAAUGGAUACCCAACAAGGCGAGAAAGAUCGUGACAGACCGAGCAGUAGUAUUAGAGAACGCGUCUUUUGGCUACAAGAAGCCGAACAUCAUGGAUGCAAAGUUAGGCAUUCGAUUAUGGGCAGAUGAUGCCCCUUCGGAAAAGAAAGAUCGGUUUAACAAAAUUACCGAAGAGACAACCCACAAGAAUUUCGGCUUUCGAGUUGCAGGAAUGAGAGUCUACAAGGGGUCUACAGAUGAAGCAGAGCUGGACGAGGAAGGCUUCAAGAUCUAUGACAAGGAUUGGGGUAGGUUCUCGGUAAACGACGAUAACAUUGUCAACUCGUUUAAGAAGUUCAUCUUUAACGAGGCCGCCGGUAUCGACAAAGAACUUGGCAAGACAAUCGCGGGUGCAUUCGCCGAGGAUCUCCGAAGAAUACAAGAAAUACUCGAGAAAGAGGAGAGUCGGAUGUAUUCUUCUAGCCUCCUGUUCGUAUUCGAGGGAGAUGGGGCAGCAUUAAGAGAAGCCAUUACGGAGAAGAAGGCUAUUGCGGAGAGAGAAACCAAUGAUGCCAUCGUAUUAGAACACAAAAGAAGUUCUACGCGAGCACCAGUCUCUAACCUUAGAGUGGAUAGUGGCAUCGGUAUGAGCGAAGAAGAGCUCUGUGAGUCCGUCGAUAUAGAAGCUCUUGACGAACUAGAAGACGACGAUUCGGACGAGGAAUUCGAGCUUCCACACAUUUAUACCCUGAAGCUUAUCGAUUUCGCACAUGCGGCAUGGAAGCCAGGCCAAGGACCGGACGAAAAUGUGUUGCUCGGCGUUAGAAGUCUAGCUAAGAUUUUCGAAGAUAUGUCGGAGUAACACGCUCGCACGAGAAGGGGGUCAGCAUGGGAACUAGAGGAAUAGAGAGUCGCAAUGGACGAUUCAGCAUAUUAUUAGCAUAUCUACUGCAUGCAUGGAAUGAACAAAAAAGUGCCCAAGUGGCGUCUCAGGGGAUUGGAUUUCCGGAGUUAUGCCCUCAAGAUACCCAUUACAAUUGCAUCCUGUCUUGAAUAUUACAUAUAGAGAAUCAUUCCUCAUAGGACUCCUAUUUACGAUCGCAAUGAAAUUUAUAUCCCCCAUC